Messenger RNA from Schistosoma turkestanicum, 1805 nucleotides. The record is from the annotation of a GenBank genome assembly. NCBI's taxonomy places the organism in Eukaryota, Metazoa, Platyhelminthes, Trematoda, Strigeidida, Schistosomatidae.
GUGACAUAUUGAAUAUCGUGUUCAACAGGUCAGCCAUUAGUUUGCAAUCUGUCUCAAUGUUUUCAGUCGUAGUUCAUACAGCCCGGAACCAGCUUCAUUGAACAGUGCAAAAUCUUCCGAAAAGAUCCUUACUAAAAAAGUCAAGAACAGGAAAAUCAACCUGUUUUCGCUUGACUGAACCAUUCGAAAGAUAUUGAGUAUUGGACUUUUAUGCACCUCGAUUCACGACUGGUGCGUUACUGUGAGAAUGUUCGAACCGAGGGGUUAUGUGUCGGAUUAUGAGUCCGAAACCUCCAGUAAUAUUGAUGGUGGCAGUGAGAUAAGCCAAUCUGACAUACCUCCUACCAAAGAUAAGGAGCUGUGGGAAAAACCUACAAGAGCGCGUUUUCCAGCAUACGGAAAUUCGAAGGCUGUUUUGGAUGCAGAAAACAAAAGAGCCUAUAAUUCAGCUCUCCGACAUCAUCUAUUAAAUCUAGAUGCUUUCGAACGUCAUAAAAAAUUGGUGAAUAACUAUUUGCAGUAUUACGGUGGAUCAUGGAAGGAUUUCGAGCGUGACACUUCGAAGGAUAAGACAGAUGUUGACGUUAUAAAAGAACAUGGGCGGUUUUUGUGGUCAGAUGAAGAUGAGGCGACAUCUUGGUCCGAUCGUCUUGCUAAAAAAUACUGGGAAAAACUUUUUAAAGAAUAUUGCCUUAUUGAUUUAUCACGUUAUAAACAAAAUAAGUUUGGUAUGCGAUGGAGAUUAGAAAGAGAAGUAAUAUCUGGUAAAGGUCAAUUUACUUGUGGAAAUGUUGCUUGCGCAGCUGGAUCUGAACGUCUUCGUAGUUGGGAAGUGAAUUUUGUUUAUCAAGAACGAGGUGAACGACGUAAUGCUUUAGUUAAAAUACGUUUAUGUCCUCCUUGCUCGGAAAAGUUGAAUUAUCGAUAUAGGAGACGUGAUGUUACCGGUAAACAAUUAAAUCAAAACCAAGGUCAUGAUGAAAGUACCAUCAACCAACAAGAAACCAACGAUACUACUACUAAUAAUAAUACAGAAUCUUCCAAUACUUCCCCUUCAUCAAAACGCUCACGUAUUGAUCACAUAAACAAUGAUGUUGACAAAUCACAAGAACAAAAAUCAACCGAUCCAAAUUCAAUAUGGUGUUCUACAUCAUCAUCAUCAUCAUCGUCAUCAUCAGGUCCAUUGGCGCAGAAUAGCAAUAAAAAUUCCUCAACAACAGCAACUACUCCUACUACUGGUCAUGUUAGUAGUGGCGGUAUUAUCAAAACACAAGAUGAUGAAUUUGAUGAGUAUUUUGCUGAUAUGUUAAUUUAAACUUUGUGUAACUUUUGGUUUCCUCUCUGUCUCUCUCUCUCUCUCUCUCUAUCUCGCUGCCUCUUCGUCUUUGUUCACACACACGUACAUACAAGCGUGCACAUUAGUUUUAUGUUGUAAAUACAUAUAUAUUUACUAUGAAAUAAUUAUCUCUUGCCCUAUUUCUAUUAUUCCAUUUGUCUUAUGAGGUGUUUGCAUUAUGCUUAUUGGUAAUAAUGAUGGUAGCUUUUAUAAUUAGCCCUAUUAUCAUCUUGCUGUGUAUUUUACUGGCCAAUCGGCCAUUCUACUUUUUUCUAAUAAUUAUGUGGUCUAUUGAAAAGUCAGUUAUUGUAUCAAUUUUUUCUUUUCCUCUCUUGUGUAAAUUUAUUACAAAUUAUGACGUACAUUUAUGUCAGUGUUUUUCCCUUUUUUUUCAUGUUUAUCUAUCUAUCUAUCUAUCUAUCGAUUGUGUAAUACACAAUUGACGAAUAAUAAUAUAGCGUAAAUAAGC